AUGAUUCAGAAUUUAACCCAGUUAUCAAUUUCAACUCGUGGAAGGCCAACAGAACUCAUGGAAAAUCACAGUAGGUUUAUAGGUUACAGGUGUGUUGAACUUCACUUCGUUGCACUUCGUUACGUUCAACUGUUUAUAGAUUACAUUAGGUUUAUAGGUUACAGGUGUGUUGAACUUCACUUCGCUGCACUUCGUUACGUUCAACUGUUUAUAGAUUACAGUAGGUUUAUAGGUUACAGGUGUGUUGAACUUCACUUCGUUGCACUUCGUUACGUUCAACUGUUUAUAGAUUACAGUAGGUUUAUAGAUUACAGGUGUGUUGAACUUCACUUCGUUGCACUUCGUUACGUUCAACUGUUUAUAGAUUACAGUAGGUUCAUAGGUUACAGGUGUGUUGAACUCCACUUCGUUGCACUUCGUUACGUUCAACUGUUUAUAGAUUACAGUAGGUUCAUAGGUUACAGGUGUGUUGAACUUCACUUCGUUGCACUUCGUUACGUUCAACUGUUUAUAGAUCACAGUAGGUUUAUAGGUUACAGGUGUGUUGAACUUCACUUCGUUGCACUUCGUUACGUUCAACUGUUUAUAGAUUACAUUAGGUUUAUAGGUUACAGGUGUGUUGAACUUCACUUCGCUGCACUUCGUUACGUUCAACUGUUUAUAGAUUACAGUAGGUUUAUAGGUUACAAGUGUGUUGAACUUUACUUCGUUGCACUUCGUUACGUUCAACUGUUUAUAGAUUACAGUAGGUUUAUAGAUUACAGGUGUGUUGAACUUCACUUCGUUGCACUUCGUUACGUUCAACUGUUUAUAGAUUACAGUAGGUUUAUAGGUUACAAGUGUGUUGAACUUUACUUCGUUGCACUUCGUUACGUUCAACUGUUUAUAGAUUACAGUAGGUUUAUAGAUUACAGGUGUGUUGAACUUCACUUCGUUGCACUUCGUUACGUUCAACUGUUUAUAGAUUACAGUAGGUUUAUAGGUUACAGGUGUGUUGAACUUCACUUCGUUGCGUUCAACUGUUUAUAA
Molecule: messenger RNA, 1029 nt
Organism: Chironomus riparius
Lineage: Eukaryota; Metazoa; Arthropoda; Insecta; Diptera; Chironomidae
Source: the annotation of a GenBank genome assembly